Molecule: messenger RNA, 4236 nt
Organism: Diachasma alloeum
Lineage: Eukaryota; Metazoa; Arthropoda; Insecta; Hymenoptera; Braconidae
Product: chromodomain-helicase-DNA-binding protein 7
Exons: 4
Coding region: 1-3645 (1214 amino acids)
Molecular function (GO): ATP binding; ATP-dependent chromatin remodeler activity
Source: RefSeq, a predicted model, not a curated record
AUGAAAAGGAUCGAGGAUUCUCACGUAAUUGUAAUUGAUUCGGACAGCGACGACGAGUGCUCCUGGCGAGGAAGCAAACCCAACGGCUCGCGAUCAGCUGAUAGACCUGGAGAAACAGUAGUUGUCAGAAGUCAAAGAGGAAACAGAGUCGUGAGAAUUUUGGACGGGGGGAUUUUCGAGGUCGAGGAUUCUGGCCCCGCGUCCCUCCUCAAACCGAUGAGACCAGCAACGAGGAGCCAGUCCUCCUUCAGGGCUCCCCCGAAUCCCCCCCAGGGUCUCCCCGAGCCCCCGAAUGACUCCCUGAGCUCAGCAGACACCUCGACCCUCGGGAUGUCAAUGGACACGAAGGACCCAGAGACGUCCUCAGGAGUAUCCUCCAGCUCCUGCUCCAUCUCCCCCACUUCCUGGAGCAGAGGGCUGACCUACAGCUCUCGAGCCCCCACCCCAGAGCCUUCAGAGUUCCCCAGGAGACUUUCAAGAGCCUCACGAGCCCCAAAGCCAUCAGGCCACGAUUACCCAGACUCUGCGAAUUCCCCCACGAGAUACAGAACGAGAUCAUCAACUCGAACCUCAGCCCCUGGAGUCCUCACCCCCAAGAAGCCCCUGAACACCUCCAGCAGCACGACCCCUUCUCAGAAAAGGCCAAAGCCAUGUUUAAUCGUCUCCAGCUCCAGUGACGAGGAGAACAACCCCGAGAGGUCCUCAACCCAUCGAAAAAGAAGAAGAUUGAUUGGUCCGACUGAGGACCCAGAGUUGCAGGACAAUUCUGGUGAAGUCCCAGGUUCUCCAGACCCUCCAGGGAUGCUGAAUGACCCUGGACUCAUCACCUCCAUCAAUUCCCCCUCAAAACCGUUCGUGAUACCCUCAGGAGCUGUAGAAGCUUCAAAAUCCUUCCAAAACGUUCUUAAAUACUUGGAGAAGAUCGAGGAGAGCUCAAAGCCUCAGGCUUCAAAUUCCCUCGACCCAGAACCAUCACGAGCUUCAGGUGCUGCUGGGAACGACGAGCCCCCAGAGUUCACAGACCUCGAGGACCUGGACGAGGACCUUCCUCUCGAUACUGAACCCAUGGAGGUGCUCCCAAGAACUUCAACACCAUCAACGUCAAUGCCAAAGCGUUCAACGUCAGACGAAUUCGAAGCUCUCGAGAUGUACGAGCCUGACGAGGACGUCGACGUGGGCUGGAAGACGGACGAGGACUUCUCUGACGGAGAGGUCCCAGCUCAGGUGAAGUACACUAAACCCAAGAAGAAUGUGACAGCUCGUCCCGCCCCCAGGGCGAGGUCACCAGUUCCCUGGAGCUUCCAGAAUAACUACUCCCCCCCUGUGAACAUCAGGAACAGUUCUUUUCCUCAGAGCACCAGGAAUUGUCCUCCCCCUCAGAAUAUCGAGAGCAAUUUUCCCCCAUUCCCUCAACCCUUCGUGGUUUACCCCUCGUCCCCUCCAAAGAGAGGGAGAAAAAACCAGAAGAAGAGCAAUCGUUCUGGUCGUCGAGGAAGCUGGCGCUUCAGGAAGUUCAAUAAUAAUCAAUUGGCUUGGAAGUCCCCUCGGGGCCCUGAGGCCGACCCCUUGAACCCCCGAAGUGUCUUCGAGGCCCUUCAGAGGGCUUCAGGGCCCAUCAACCUGCAGGACGUCAAGAGUCCCUACAAUCAGGAAGACCCGGAAGACCCUGACAGCUCUGACUCUGAGAACAGCGAGGCAGGGGCCCUCGUCCCUUACAAGACAAAACCAGAGUUCGAUGAGGAGACAAUGUUAAACUACCUCAGGUGCUACUUUCCCAAGUCGAAGGACAAGACGAGGUACGGUGAGAAGACCCAGCAAGAGGGUGUGCAGACUGUCGAAGCAAUUCUGGAAAUUUAUAAUCAGCUUCAGAAGAAGCCAGACGAGGAGGAGGGGACGUCGACUCCUAGGCGGAUGCGAGUGGAACUCAUGGAGCACCAGAGGAAGGCCCUCACCUGGAUGCGUUGGAGGGAGACCUGCAAGCCAGCUGGGGGAAUCCUGGCGGACGACAUGGGCCUGGGGAAAACGAUCACCACAAUAGCCCUGAUCAUGAGGUCCCUGGAGGACGAGUGGAAUCAGCCUGAGGGGAUCGACGAUCGUAAUAACCCCGGGGGAACCCUGAUUGUCUGCCCAGCUAAUCUGAUCCAGCAGUGGAAGCAGGAGAUCCAGACCAGUGGCCACAUCCCGGACGUCAACGUCUACCACAAGGAGAAGGAGAACAACAUCCUGAGGCUGCGUGUCAACCAGAUCGUCAUCACGAGCUACGACACGUUGGCUAAUAAUCACAAGACCCACCAGCAGAUCCUCUACAAGAUUCACUGGAAGAGGGUCGUUCUGGACGAGGCCCACGUCAUCAGGAACCCGAGGACCCUGAGGUCAGAGUGCGUAGCACUGCUGAAGACCCAGAAGCGCUGGGCCCUCACUGGAACUCCCAUCCACAACCUCGUGAGGGACAUUUUCCCAAUCAUGAGGUUCCUGCAGAUGAGGCCCUUCGACAACUCCAAGCACUUCAACAGGUGGAUUGCUAAUAACGACGCAGCUGGCACAGCCAGGCUCCACUGCGUCAUGGAGGCUGUAAUGCUGAGGAGAAUGAAGGAGGCUCUCGUUGCUGCUGGGCUGAUGCCACAGUUGCCUAUGAAGACCAAACGAGAUGUGCCCAUUGUGCUGGUGCCUGAGGAGAGGCUCGUCUACGACAGGGUGAUGACGUACUCCAGGACUCUGUUCAUUCAGUUCCUCCAUCAGAGGACGGAGAAGGAGAGGAGAAUGGCUCUGGGGCCUCACUACAGGCGAAACAAUAACAUCGCUUCGGUGGAGUUGACUGAGGCCCAGAAGAGGUUCUUGGAGCGUCGGGGGAAUGUCUCUCGCCAUCACAUCUUGACGCUGAUCCUCAGGCUGAGGCAGAUCUGCUGUCAUCCUUGCUUGAUCAAGAGUAUGCUGGAGCAGGAGGACUUUGAGGAGGCUGGGGUCGACAAUCUUCCUGCUGGGGAUCUGGAGGAGGCUAACAGGGAACUGAUGAAUGACCUCGUUGAGUUCGAUGGGGGAGAGGAGAUUGGGGUCGAUGGGAGGGUUGUUGAUCGCAGGAUUUUGACUCUGGAGAAUCCGGUUUUUAAGGGGGAGAAUGUCUCCUCCAAGAUGACUGCUGUUUUGGAGAGGGUGAGGGAGAUUAUUAAUAAUGGGGAGAAGGUCAUCAUUGUUUCUGAUUGGGUGGGCUAUCUCAAUAUCAUUGGAGAUCAUCUGGACAAUAUUCCUGGGGCUUCCUAUGAGUCGUACACUGGGGCCACUUCCUAUGCUGAGAGGGACAGGAUUGUUCACAUGUUCAAUAAUACCGAUGAGAUCAUGAUUCUGCUGCUGUCGCUGAGGGCGGGGGGACAGGGCCUCAAUCUUAAAGGGGCCAAUCAUGUGGUGCUUGUGGAUGUUCACUGGAAUCCUCAGUUGGAGGUGCAGGCUCAGGACAGGGUCUACAGGAUUGGACAGACCAGGAAUGUCUUCAUUCAUAAGUUCAUCUGUCCGGAUACCAUUGAGGAGAGGAUUCUUGAUCUGCAGAAUGACAAGCUUAAGAUUGCUGAGGCUGUUCUUGCUGGGAGCAAGUAUGAGGUCAGGAGGCUUGAGCUUGCUGAGAUGUGCAGGCUGUUCAAUGUUGGGGUGUGAGGGACCAACAAGGAGAACUUAUCUAUUCUUUAAAUUUAAUAUUAUAAUUGUUCUUUUCAGAGAAUGGCUGAGAGAUUUAUGGUUAGGAUGUUUGGAGGUCAUUUUGAAGUCUAAAACACUUUAAAUGUUUUCGUUUCCUUGAAAAUUGAGCAAAGGAGAAUUUCGAAAUCUGAAAAAACGUUGAUUUUUUUUUUCGAUGAGAAUUGAAUCGGAAAUCGGACAAUAAUUCAAUUCAGGCAUUUUCCAAGUCUAAAAAAAACACUUCAAAAUAUUCUGUUGUCAGAUAAAAAUUAAAAAAUGGAUAGAAAUUAUUUUCUCGGAUGAAAUUCUGUAAGAUGAUCAAUUUUAUUUCAAUCCAUUAUUAUUUUUUUCUCAGUCUUCGUGGUUAGUCUAAACAACGUGAAAUGUCUUGGUAUUUAUAAGUCCAAGUUUGAAGUAUUGUUACAUUGCCUCUAAUUUUAGUGAUCUCUACGUGUGCUGUGACAUAUGCCAUAGAAUAAUGAUCGUGAGAGACUUGAGGAAGGCGAAGUGUCGAAGGGACCUGAUUACUAGUUGAGAUUAAGAAAAUAUUCCAUAUUUUUACGUUCUUUG